Messenger RNA from Sphaeroforma arctica JP610, 1258 nucleotides. Its product is annotated as UDP-glucose 4-epimerase. Gene Ontology annotation, cellular component: cytosol. Bases 114 to 1124 code for a protein of 336 amino acids. The transcript has 3 exons. Gene Ontology annotation, biological process: beta-D-galactose catabolic process via UDP-galactose, Leloir pathway. The record is from RefSeq and is a predicted model, not a curated record. Gene Ontology annotation, molecular function: UDP-glucose 4-epimerase activity. Lineage: Eukaryota; Ichthyosporea; Ichthyophonida.
UAGGCAUAUACAUUCUCGUAUCGUAUAAAAGGACUAGCUAUAUCUGUAUACAUGAACCAUUUCACCGCACUGUGUGCUUAGUCUACCAUUGAAACUAGUUAUACUACUACACUAUGACUAUCCUAGUUGCUGGCGGUGCCGGUUAUAUCGGCUCACACACUGUUGUCGAGCUUCUCACAAAAGGUGAAGACGUUGUUGUUGUAGACAAUUUACUGAACUCCAAGGAAGAGUCCCUCAAGCGCGUAGAGAAGAUCACAGGCAAACCUGUCAAGUUUGUAAAGUGUGACCUGCUCGAUAGUGAGGGAUUGGACAAAGUGUUUGCGGAGUACAAGCCCACAUGCGUCAUCCACUUCGCCGGUCUUAAGGCCGUAGGCGAGAGUGUUGCUAAGCCAAUCUGGUACUACCACAACAACAUCACCGGCACACUUAUUAUGGUAGAAAUCAUGAAGAAGUACAACUGCAAGAAUAUCAUCUUCUCGUCGUCCGCCACCGUCUACGGAAUGCCUCAGUACCUACCCUUGGAUGAGGAUCACCCUCUAUCAUGCACAAACCCCUAUGGCCGCACUAAGCUGUUCAUUGAGGAUAUCCUGCGUGACUUAUAUAUUUCCGACAAUGAGUGGAACAUUGUGUUGCUGCGAUACUUUAACCCUACUGGCGCACACUCGAGCGGUACGAUCGGUGAGGACCCAAGCGGUGUCCCUAGCAAUCUGAUGCCUUAUGUUGCACAGACCGCUGUCGGUCGACGUGAGCACGUGAACGUGUUUGGCGGUGACUACGACACGCCUGACGGAACUGGAGUUCGCGAUUACAUUCACGUUGUGGAUUUGGCUAAGGGUCACGUUGCUGCCCAUGAUCGUAUUAAGGAAAAAUGCGGUUGCAAAGUAUACAAUCUGGGUACGGGAAAGGGAUAUUCCGUGGUAGACAUGAUCAAGGCUUUUGAGAAGGCGUGUGGUCGCGAUAUCAAAUAUGUAGUAGGACCCCGCAGACCCGGAGAUGUUGGCUCGUGUUACGCCAAACCCGAUCUUGCGGCCUCAGAUCUGAAAUGGACUGCUCAGCUAGGUCUAGACGAGAUGUGUGCCGAUAUGUGGAGAUGGCAGCAAAUGAACCCAAAUGGCUUCAACUAAGUGGUUUUCCUAAUUGGUGUCAAGGUUGAGCAGGUGAGAUGCUUCUCAGUCUUCGAUGGCCAAAUCAUUCAAUUACCUAGACCGGAUCUGGAAAGAAAAAUCAAUUAAAACACCUCCGUAGCAUACUGACCUAG